Molecule: messenger RNA, 593 nt
Organism: Salarias fasciatus (jewelled blenny)
Lineage: Eukaryota; Metazoa; Chordata; Actinopteri; Blenniiformes; Blenniidae
Product: vascular endothelial growth factor A-like
Exons: 6
Coding region: 1-444 (147 amino acids)
Biological process (GO): vascular endothelial growth factor signaling pathway; response to hypoxia; vascular endothelial growth factor receptor signaling pathway
Cellular component (GO): membrane
Molecular function (GO): vascular endothelial growth factor receptor binding; chemoattractant activity; growth factor activity
Source: RefSeq, a predicted model, not a curated record
AUGUCACAUUUUGCAGAGGAAAACCGCUCCAAAGUGAUGGAUUUCCGGGAGGUGCUGGCCAAGAGCAUGUGUCGGCCCAUGGAGCAGCUGGUGGACGUGGAGCGGGAGUUCCCCGAAGACGUGGAGCACCUCUACAUACCCGCUUGCGUCCCACUCUGGCGAUGCUCCGGCUGCUGUGGGGACGAGAACCUGGAGUGCCAGCCGACCCUGGAGCGCAACGUCACCCUCCAGGUGGUGAAGAUUCUUCCCCUGAGAUCCAAACACAGUGCAGAGAUCAGCUUUGUUGAGCAUCAGAAAUGUGAAUGCAGAGCCCGUCAGAGACAGCAUCCAAACAGUCAGAGCACAGAGUUUAUCAAGAACAGGCCGCGGAGAAGGAAACACAAGAAGACAGCAAACGGCUGUGGAAAGUGUCAGUUUCCUCACAACAAGAUAAAUCUUCACUGACUGGAGUUGGAGAAGUGACAUUGAACUGUGAACUACACAUUAUUGAUCGUAUCCGACUCUUUAUCUUCUUGUUCGUGCAUCCCUUGACAUCCAAACAAAACUUUGUCUCUUGAUUGUGAACUUGUCUUUUCUUUUUGUUUUCUUUUUUU